AUGGAACAUUUUUGGCGACCACAGAUGCGCGCCGACUGUAUGUAUGUUAACCCUCUUACUGCCACUUACUACGCUGAUCCAUCCGCACAUAUGGCUUUGGGAGAAGAAGCCCGACCGACUACUAGUAACUGUGUUCCCUCACGUUUCACGAGCAUCCCUGAGACAAUCCCUCCUAUAUGCAGCGCACUCGGUCCGAGAGUUACGUCCGUGCCAGAACGCACCUUGCACAGUUCUCCUCACCCGUUCAGCGAUUCGGGUAUCUCAGUAGCAAGUCGCUCCCCAGAAUUCGUUGAUACAAGCAGUUUCCAACGGCCAUCGUUUGAAAAUAAUAUGGGACAGAUGCCUUAUUAUGCCAAUCCAAACUGCUCUCAGUUUUAUCCGCAGAACCCCAGUUUUAUCCCGUAUGAUCCAAAUGUUGUUAGUUAUUCAGCCGCUUUGCAGAAUGAAGUAUUGGCCCAGAGGCCAAGAAGUCCACCGAAACGACAACCGCCAUACAAGAUCAAAAAGUGCCGCCGUCCUAAAAGGAAAUCUACCCGUUCACCUUGCGAGAAUAUUCAAAGGCAUUUAGCCAAUGACAGGGAACGCACCAGGACCAAGAAACUGAACGACGCCUUCGCAUUGUUGAGGAAGAUGAUCCCGUGCAGGCCUUCUGACAAGCUGAGCAAGAUUCAGACUCUGCGACUAGCUGUCCUGUACAUCGACUUCCUACUCAUGUGCCUCCAGCAGGACAAUUACCUAGAUCCCAGGAGUUUCACCAUCUCUUCGGUCCGCGACAAGCUUAGCAAGGACUUUUCCUAUUGGAGACUCAAGAGAGAAGGUGAUUGUACAACUGAAUUCAAGUCAUCCUUCAACGAAUACCAUCGAACACUGCAUGUUAUUUAAAAUGUUGUAAUGUAUUUUUUUUCAGUAGACAUUUUCAUCAUUGUUUCAUCAUUUCAUAAUUAUUUAACCAAAAUAAAAAUUGUUCCUUCAAAUGCUUAAAAAAAUGUUUUUAAAAAAUUCAGUAUAAUUGCUUUAAGUUAGAAUGAAAGUAAUUUUGUUGAAUUUAAAUUUUUGAAUUUACAAAUGCUGUGAAUUUUUUUUGUAUUCUAAUCAAAACACCAAAAAUAGAAUUUAUUCUGGUU
Messenger RNA from Argiope bruennichi, 1124 nucleotides. Its product is annotated as T-cell acute lymphocytic leukemia protein 1-like. Gene Ontology annotation, molecular function: DNA-binding transcription factor activity, RNA polymerase II-specific; protein dimerization activity; RNA polymerase II transcription regulatory region sequence-specific DNA binding. Gene Ontology annotation, biological process: regulation of transcription by RNA polymerase II; developmental process. Bases 1 to 882 code for a protein of 293 amino acids. The transcript has 3 exons. Lineage: Eukaryota; Metazoa; Arthropoda; Arachnida; Araneae; Araneidae. The record is from RefSeq and is a predicted model, not a curated record.